Molecule: messenger RNA, 2841 nt
Organism: Mustela lutreola (European mink)
Lineage: Eukaryota; Metazoa; Chordata; Mammalia; Carnivora; Mustelidae
Gene: MMEL1
Product: membrane metalloendopeptidase like 1
Exons: 24
Coding region: 179-2761 (860 amino acids)
Biological process (GO): protein processing
Cellular component (GO): plasma membrane
Molecular function (GO): metalloendopeptidase activity
Source: RefSeq, a predicted model, not a curated record
CGCCUGCAUCACAAAGGCGGCCAGAAGCCUCGGUGGGGCCACCUGAAGCCCCUGCUCUCCGGCCCCUGGGAGCCCUCCCACCUGGCCCCGCGCACGAAACACAGGCCAUCCGGACCCAGCCUUCUGAGACCUGCCCACGGGGGGCGGCCAUUCCUGAGUGACCUGGAGAGACUUGGUGAUGGGGAAGCCUGAAAGCCCAGUAGGGAUGGUGGAGCUUGCCGGCUGGUCGGGACAGAAGCACCGAGGCUUCCUGGAGGGGGGGCUGCUGCUGCUGCUACUGCUGGCGACAGGCGCCCUGGUGGCCCUGGGCCUCCUCUAUGCCACCAACAGCAGAGGGAAGCAGCUGACACUCUUUCCUAGCCGGCUUUGCUUCUCAAAGGAAGAGAAGACCAUUAUAAAACGAAAACCCCGAGCCAUCCAACGGCCCAAGGAGAUGGGCGAAAUCUGCACCAGCCCCGGUUGUGUGAUAGCAGCUGCCAGGAUCCUCCAGAACAUGGACCCGUCCAGGGAGCCCUGUGACGACUUCUACCAGUACGCGUGCGGAGGCUGGCUGCGGCGCCACGUGAUCCCCGAGACCAACUCCCGAUACAGCGUCUUUGACAUCCUUCGAGACGAGCUGGAGGUCAUCCUCAAAGGAGUGCUGGAGAAUUCCACCACCAAGGACAGGCCAGCUGUGCAGAAGGCCAAGAUGCUGUACCGCUCCUGCAUGAACGAGAGCGUCAUAGAGAAACGAGACUCACAGCCCCUGCUGAACAUCCUGGACCUGAUGGGUGGCUGGCCGGUGGCCAUGGAGAAAUGGAAUGACAGCAUAGGCCCCAGGUGGGAGCUGGAGCAGCAGCUGGCGCUGAUGAACGCGCAGUUCAACAGACGCGUCCUCAUCGACCUGUUCAUCUGGAGCGACGACCAGAACUCCAGCCGGCACGUCAUCUACAUAGACCAGCCCACCUUGGGCAUGCCGUCCCGAGAGUACUAUUUCAACCAGGGCAGCAACCGGAAGGUGCGGGAAGCCUACCUGGAGUUCAUGGUGUCGGUGGCCUCGAUGCUGCGGGCGGACAUGAACCUCCCAGAGAACAGCUACCUGGUGCGCGAGGACAUGGUGCAGGUGCUGGAGCUGGAGACGCAGCUGGCGAACGCCACGGCCCCGCAGGAGGAGAGGCAUGACGUCACCACUCUGUACCACCGGAUGAGCCUGGAGGACCUCCAGAACAAGUUCGGCCUGAAGGGAUUUAACUGGACGCUGUUCAUACAAUCUGUGCUGUCCUCUGUCAAAAUCAAACUGCUGCCAGAUGAAGAAGUGGUGGUCUACGGCAUCCCCUACCUCCAGAACCUUGAAGACAUCAUCGACGUCUACUCAGCCAGGACCGUGCAGAACUACCUGGUCUGGCGUCUGGUGCUGGACCGCAUCAGCAGCCUGAGCCAGCGAUUCAAGGAAGCACGGGCCAACUACCGCAAGGCGCUGUACGGCACGACGGUGGAGGAGGUGCGCUGGCGGGAGUGUGUCAGCUACGUCAACAGCAACAUGGAGAGCGCCGUGGGCUCCCUCUACGUCAGGGAGGCCUUCCCCGGAGACAGCAAGGAGGCGGUCAGAGAGCUCAUCAACAAGGUGCGGGCGGUGUUCGUGGAGACCCUGGACGAGCUGGGCUGGAUGGACGAGACGUCCAGGAAGAAGGCCCAGGAGAAGGCCAUGCACAUCCGGGAGCAGAUCGGGUACCCAGACUACAUCCUGGAGGACAAGAAUAAGCACCUCGACGACGAGUACUCCAAUCUGAACUUCUCUGAGGACCAGUACUUUGAAAAUGGUCUUCAGAACCUCAAGGCUGGAGCCCAGCGGAGCCUCAAGAAGCUGCGAGAGAAAGUGGACCAGAACCUCUGGAUCAUCGGGGCGGCCGUGGUUAACGCGUUCUACUCCCCAAACCGAAACCAGAUAGUGUUCCCCGCUGGGAUUCUGCAGCCCCCUUUCUUCAGCAAGGAGCAGCCCCAGGCCCUGAACUUCGGGGGCAUCGGGAUGGUGAUUGGGCACGAGAUCACUCAUGGCUUUGACGACAAUGGCCGGAACUUCGACAAGAAUGGGAACAUGCUGGACUGGUGGAGCAACUUCUCGGCCCAGCACUUCCGGAAGCAGUCGGAGUGCAUGGUGCGCCAGUACGGGAACUACUCCUGGGAUCUGGCGGACAACCAAAAUGUGAACGGCUUCAGCACGCUCGGGGAAAACAUCGCUGACAACGGAGGGGUGCGGCAGGCAUACAAGGCUUACCUGAAGUGGAUGGCCGAAGGCGGCAAGGACCGGCAGCUGCCAGGACUGGAGCUCAGCUACGCCCAGCUGUUCUUCAUCAACUACGCGCAGGCCCGCAGCCACACCCUUCCUGCGCCCACAGGUGUGGUGCGGGUCCUACCGGCCCGAGUUUGCCAUACAGUCCAUCAAGACCGAUGUGCACAGCCCCCUGAAGUACAGGGUGCUGGGCUCGCUGCAGAACUUGGCGGCCUUCGCGGAAGCCUUCCACUGCGCCCAGGGCACCCACAUGCACCCGCAAGAGCGCUGCCGCGUCUGGUAGCCAUGGGCGAGCCGCACUGCGUGGCCCACGCGCACCCGCCGCCGGAGGCCGGGCGUCCCUUCCGCGCGCCGCCGGAGCAGCGGGCGAGGCCAGCACGCAUCCCACCCCGCGCCCGGAGCGCCGCCGCGGCCCCCGGGAGAGCGGCGCAGCCGGGGCCCUCCGCGCUGGAGGUCAGGGCCGCUGCGCCCCGGCCCCGCAGACCUGUUUAACUGUCCGCAUCCGCUCUCCGAAGCAACCUUGUCAGCUGUCCAUGCGCUUCAGCCUUGAGCUAAGUAAACGCUUCAAAGAA